Haliotis rubra (blacklip abalone) is the source of this 895-nucleotide messenger RNA. RefSeq lists its product as uncharacterized. The record is from RefSeq and is a predicted model, not a curated record. The coding region runs from base 65 to 856 and encodes 263 amino acids. NCBI's taxonomy places the organism in Eukaryota, Metazoa, Mollusca, Gastropoda, Lepetellida, Haliotidae. The transcript is spliced from 5 exons.
UAUACAGAAGCGGCUCAUUAUAUCGGGUUGUCUGACACAAAGGACAUUAAGGAAAAGUGUUGACAUGAAAACCUUCCUGUUGGUGAUCACCAUUGGGCUGAUAUUAGCCGGGUGCUCCUGCAAACCAUCACAGCUAUCAUUUGGAGAUGCUGUCAAGUUUCUCAAAGUCGGGGGUCAGAUAUCCUACGACUUGAAUAUCAGCAAAUGCAGCAACAAUCUUCCCAAGGAUAUCCCAUCCUUCUCGUGGGGGGACAGGGUAGACGACGUCAUCAUCUUGGAUGAGGGGACCGACUUCUCGGUAGAAUUCUCUAUCACCAGGAAGGUCAACGGCAUAAGGUAUAACCUGACAGAUCGCCCUGUACGGUUCACUCAGGUAUCCAUCAGUAACGACCAGGUUUUUGUGGAGAUCACGGACGUCAAUGAAGAUGUUCCCGACUUUCUUUCAACAGGCUCUAUUCAGUGUGCAAAUAAAGAUGGCGGUGUUGUUGUCAACAAGUUGUCCACACCAGGGGGAGAGGUGACCACCCAGGAGGACCUCAUCAACCACCUCCGCAUGGGCUACGACUUGACCUACGUGCUUCAGUGGGAUAAGUGCUCCCCGGGUAACACUACGACCAACAAGUGGUGGUCAGGGAGAAUAUCGGGUUAUCGGUUUGGCCACAACGGUGGCGUCAGCUUCACCCAAAUUGUAGACAGUGCCCAAAAGGAAUUCUUCAUUGAAGUCAGUGUCAUGAAGUCCAGUGUCAAGGUCCAGAUGUUCAACAUUGAAAGGUUACAAAGACAGCAGGGGUCGACGGAAACAAGGAUGUGUGCAUUAGGCCAGAGCUAUCGUGUCUUUACACACCAAGACGCAUAGUGCCCUUCAAACGAUCAAUAAAUCCUGCCUGUAUUUAGU